Acanthoscelides obtectus is the source of this 324-nucleotide messenger RNA. NCBI's taxonomy places the organism in Eukaryota, Metazoa, Arthropoda, Insecta, Coleoptera, Chrysomelidae. The record is from the annotation of a GenBank genome assembly.
AUGACAAAAACGACAGCGGAAGAGGCCAUCGAGAAUACUGGAAUAACUGGCUUCAAGUCGAUACUUGUCAUCGAUUCAAAAGCAACUCUACUAGAAGGUGUGAAACAUGCCGAGUUUAAGUUUGAUCUACAAUGUUAUGGUAAACAUUUGUAUUGUCUGGAGUUGAAGCAAAUAAAUAAUGGAAUAGACAUAAGGUUGAUACCCAAUCCCAUGAAAAGUCGUGCCUGUCGAACACCGUCUUUAAGUGUCAAAGUUGCAUCAUCUGGAACUGUUGCCGCAGUUUAUGGGAUUUUCUAUUUCAUCGUUGAGAAUGAGAAAUCUUAG